Necator americanus (New World hookworm) is the source of this 3168-nucleotide messenger RNA. RefSeq lists its product as uncharacterized. The coding region runs from base 1 to 3168 and encodes 1055 amino acids. The transcript is spliced from 4 exons. The record is from RefSeq and is a predicted model, not a curated record. NCBI's taxonomy places the organism in Eukaryota, Metazoa, Nematoda, Chromadorea, Rhabditida, Ancylostomatidae. Gene Ontology annotation, molecular function: aspartic-type endopeptidase activity; nucleic acid binding; zinc ion binding. Gene Ontology annotation, biological process: proteolysis.
AUGACAUCAACCCUGGCGACGCGGCAAGGCCUUUUGACGCACUCAGGAAACCGUCUGUCGACAAUCAUACAGGAAGAGUCCGAAACCAUCAAUGCGUACGUCCAUUCUUCAAUGGAGGCAGCUGAAAUUUCGGCACUUCGGAAACGGAUACGCACAGCCAAAACGGCAAUUAGCACCGAAGCAAACAAGCUAGAUGCUGCAAUGGAGAAGUUCAGCGAAGCAGUGGACAGGUUGGACAACAAGACGCAGUCACUCCUAGAGAUUAUUGAAAGGAUUGAAACAAAUACUACAGCAGCAGAAACUCUUCUGGACAACGCGAACAAAGCGCUGACAAGGCUAAUCCGACUUCAAGAGGAGCUUGAAUUCGACCAGGAACAAAUCUCGCUUAACAGAAACAUUCACAACCUCUUCAAGUUCAACUACCUUCUUGACGCCCUCGAAGGAGACGCAGAAGAAUCUGUGAAGCUUUUCGAGGUCCUGGGAAGCACCCACCAAUUGGUGAUUGAGCAUCUGAAUGAGAAAUAUGGCGACAAACAGGCUUUGGUUGAUCAACUUUUGAAGAAUCUCCACGGAGCACGCGCCCGGACCGACAGUCUAGAAGACCACGAAGCAUUUUGCGAGCAACUUCACUCUAUAACUUCGCAACUGACACUCAAAGGGGAACACGUCGACAAUGUUUUCCUGCAAAAGGAGCUGCUUGCGAAGUUCUCGGCGGACGUUCAGAGGCAUAUCUUGCGGCAGAAAACGCAGUUGAAGAAAGAAGGAAAUUGGAGUACGGCAGCUUUGCUCUCAGCAGCAAGAGAGCAUAUCAAGACCGAGCUUAAGAUCAACCGCCAAGUUGAACAUAGCCUAGGAAGUGGAAAAAUGGGGAAAACAAAUCCUGGAAAGAAGAAAUAUUUCAGCAAAACAGGAGUAGUCCCACUUGUAGCACCUUGUUUCUACUGCCAUAAAAGCGGACAUCCAGCGAAGGACUGUGACGAAGUCAUUUCUCGGGAGCAACGAGUACAAAUAAUGAGAAUGCAGAAUCUCUGCCACAAUUGUGGAGGAAAGGAUCACUGGGCUACGAAAUGCCCCAAAGGAACUUGCAGAAUCUGCAGACAAGCCGAACAUCACACGUCCAUUUGCAAAGAACUCUUUAGCUCUCAGGAAGCCCGUCAAAAGCCUCCACUCCGAGAAGUACUACAGAAGCAGGGAACGAAGCCUCAACUACCCAAGGCCAAGACUUCGAAAAUAAAUACGGUCGCUACGAAUGACGGUAGCAAAGGGAAAAGGAAAGCUUCAGACGCAGUUUUUCACGUCAGCAACACAACGAAGGUUCUCAUUCUGGCGGGACAAGCCAAAGUACUUAAUCCGACAACAAAAGCGUUAGAACCAGUCUACGUGAUUCUCGAUACAGGAGCCGACCGAUCGUUCAUCAGUAGCAGUUUGGCUGAGCGCCUCCAGCUGAAAGACCAGACUGAGUCAAGAGGACAAGCAGUUCCUGUUCGAAAACGACAUCUCUCCAUCAACCAUACUGUCGAGAAGAUCCAGCCAUAUAUCCUUCUUGGUUGCGCCGAUAUUUUCUCACUCCUCAAGGAUGGACCAGGAGCUCAAACAACACUCCCAUCCGGAUUGAAAGCAAUCCCCUCGAGACUGGGAUAUCUCAUAUCUGGACGAAGCGGCGACGAAUUAGUCAACUCGGAAAGUUCGGUAGAUGUGGCCCAAACAAUAGCCUUAGAGGACACAAACAAUGAUGUUGCGCAGACUUGGGGACAGUUCUGUGAAUUCGAGAAGUCCGGAGUUAAGGAAUUUUCGGGUCCAAUAACGGAGGAACUGAAGCAGACAAACGCAGAAGUCUGGAAAGUUUUUGAAGAAACUAUCGAAAAUAAAGAAGAUGUAUACUAUGUGCGCCUUCCAUGGAAGAAGGAAGCAAGCGGACUUCCGGACAAUAAAUCGAUUGCAUAUCGUCGUCUGCAAGCAAAUCUUUCUAAGCUUAGGAAGGAUCCCAAUCUACUGCAGCAGUACGACGACACGAUCAAGAGUCAACUCGAGCUGGGUAUCAUCGAAGAAGUUGCUGAGGAUUUAAUAGUCGAGGAAGGAGAAGUUGUGGACUACCUAGCACAUCAAGCCGUUGUCACGCCGCACAAAGAAACUACCAAGCUACGCGUUGUGUUCGAUGCUUCAGCACAUCUAAGCAAAUCCCGGUCGCUGAACGACGUUCUCUAUCAAGGACCAGUCAUUCUUCCGAAGAUGUGGGACAUCUUGCUCCGGUUUAGAUUUGGAGAUGUUGCCAUCAUCAGCGACGUCGAAAAAGCCUUUCUGCAAGUACGGCUGCAUCCCAAAGACAGAAAUGCAGCAAGUGUUCUUCCGGUUUACAAGAGUGACCUUGGAUUGAACUGCUCUCCCUUUCUGCUUGCCGGAACCAUAGUGCAUCACCUAAGAACGCAUGUCGAGGACCAGCUUGCCAAGGAAAUCGAAGACAACACAUAUGUGGACAAUCUCAUUGUAACCAAAAGAUCAUCAGACGAAGGGUUGCGGUUUUACAACGAUUCGAAAGUCGUUUUCAAGGAGCUCAUUAUGAACCCUCGCGAAUUUCAAUCCAAUGAUAAACAGUUGAAAAAACGAAUCACGUCCGCCGACCUAGCUGGGAAUGAUAACCCGAAAGUCCUUGGAAUACUAUGGAACACUGAGAAAGAUGAACUAGUGCUUUCGUGCAACUACCCUCCGAAAGCGAAAGUGACAAAGAGGUCAGUCUCAGAACAAGUUGCUGCAAUAUACGACCCUCAAGGAUGGCUCACACCUCUCACGCUGGCCGGUAAAAGAUUCCUCCAAUCGCUGUGGAAAUUCGACUACGCCUGGGAUACGGAGAUAUCUGAGGAGCAUCAGCAACAAUGGAAGGAUAUCAACCAAGCAGUCAAUGGCUUUCAGUGUGUGUUGCCGCGAGAGGUCGCUCAGAUCGACACGCCAACAAAGCUUGUGCUGUUCUCAGACGCUAGCGGACAAGCUAUGGCAACGUGCGCUUACCUUGCUUCCACCCUGGGAAGCAAUUUACUCGCUGGAAAAUCCAAACUUCCACCCAUCAAAGACAUCGUGACGUUUCCAAAAUUAGAGCUCAACGCCGCUACACUGGCUACUCGUGUUGCACAUUCAAUACCGCACAAGGAUCUCAGAAAUAGUCAUCCUGUCUGA